GGAUGCACUGCUGCUGCUCUGCGGCCUCAGCAUGGAAGCCAAGCGGGUGGAGAUUCCCGGCAGCGUGCUGGACGAUCUCUGCAGCCGAUUUAUUUUGCAUAUUCCCAGCGAGGAGAGAGACAAUGCGAUCCGAGUGUGCUUCCAGAUUGAGCUUGCCCACUGGUUUUAUCUGGACUUUUAUAUGCAGAACACACCAGGACUGCCUCCGUGUGGGAUAAGAGACUUUGCCAAGGCCGUCUUCAGUCACUGUCCGUUCUUGCUGCCUCAAGGUGAAGACGUGGAAAAAGUCCUAGAUGAAUGGAAGGAGUACAAGAUGGGGGUGCCAACGUACGGUGCAAUCAUUCUGGAUGAGACACUUGAAAAUGUCCUUCUGGUCCAGGGGUACCUCGCCAAAUCAGGCUGGGGGUUUCCAAAAGGGAAGGUCAACAAAGAGGAGGCCCCUCACGACUGUGCGGCCCGGGAGGUAUUUGAAGAAACUGGCUUUGAUAUCAAAGACUAUAUUUGUAAGGAUGAUUAUAUUGAACUUCGCAUCAAUGACCAGCUUGCUCGUUUGUACAUCAUUCCAGGAAUUCCUAAAGACACAAAAUUUAACCCUAAAACGAGAAGGGAGAUUCGGAACAUUGAGUGGUUCUCCAUUGAGAAGUUGCCCUGUCACAGAAAUGAUAUGACACCGAAGUCCAAACUCGGCUUGGCUCCUAACAAAUUUUUCAUGGCCAUUCCCUUUAUCAGGCCAUUAAGGGACUGGCUUUCUCGACGAUUUGGAGAUUCUUCGGACAGUGACAAUGGGUUCUCUUCAGCUGGUAACACGCCAGCCAAGCCCACUGUGGAAAAACUGAGUCGGACCAGGUUGCGCCCCAGCCAGCAGUUGUUUCCCGAGGGUGUGCCCGGAGACCAGUGGGUGAGGCCCCGGCAGCCGCUGGCGCAGAGGCCACUCAGUGGUCAGCCCGAGCUGUCGGACCUCCUGAAAGCCAAGAAUCCAAAUACGAGGGGAAAUGGCAGAAAACAGUACCAGGACUCGCCUAAUCCCAAGAGAAGGACAAAUGGGACCCAUAGCCAGCUGGCCAAGCAGCAGAACCCCCUGCCGAAAUGUGAAAAGAAACUUCAUCCACGGAAACUUCAGGAUAACUUUGAAGCAGAUGCUGCUGUGUACGACGCGCCCUGCUCCAGCGAAGACCCACCGCUCGAGCACCCUGGGGCUCAGGCCGCGGCCUGCAACGGACACUGCGCGUUCCCCUUCUCCUCCAGAGCCUUCCUGAGCUUCAGGUUCGACCAUAAUGCCAUCAUGAGAGUCCUGGACCCCUGAGAGCCGGCAGGGGAACUGCAGGCUCCGCCAGC
Messenger RNA from Ochotona princeps (American pika), 1335 nucleotides. It is a transcript of the gene DCP2, whose product is annotated as decapping mRNA 2. Gene Ontology annotation, biological process: nuclear-transcribed mRNA catabolic process, nonsense-mediated decay; deadenylation-dependent decapping of nuclear-transcribed mRNA. NCBI's taxonomy places the organism in Eukaryota, Metazoa, Chordata, Mammalia, Lagomorpha, Ochotonidae. Gene Ontology annotation, molecular function: RNA binding; manganese ion binding; 5'-(N(7)-methylguanosine 5'-triphospho)-[mRNA] hydrolase activity. The transcript has 11 exons. Gene Ontology annotation, cellular component: P-body; cytoplasm. Bases 32 to 1303 code for a protein of 423 amino acids. The record is from RefSeq and is a predicted model, not a curated record.